AUGGACAAGUUCGAUUCAUCAUUAGACUUAUUAAGAAGGUUGAAUCCUGACAAAAUCAGUGAAAAUUUGAACGAUCUUUGUACCAUUUUACAAAAUGAUGAUGAAAUUGAAUUAACUCAAGAUUUAUUAUCAUCAAUUGACACUCCUUUAAAAUUAAUCAAGGACUCCAGUAACAAUAAAGAAUUCUUAUGUUGUGAUUAUAAUAGAGAUGGUGAUAACUACAGAUCCCCUUGGACGAAUAAAUAUUUCCCUGAAAAUGAAGUCGAUGACGAAACUCCGUUCCCUUCAUCAACUUUGAGGAAAUUGGAGAUCAAGGCUAACGAGAGUUUCGAUAUUUAUAGGGAUUUAUAUUACGAAAAUUCCGGAGUUUCUUCAGUUUAUUUGUGGGAUACUGAAGAUGAUGAAACUUUAGAUGGAUUUGCAGGUGUGGUUUUAUUCAAAAAAGAAAUCGACGGAGGUGAAGGUAAAUGGGACUCAAUUCAUGUUUUUGAAGUGAUCAAAUCCGGCUCCAACUACAACUACAAAUUAACUACUUCAGUGAUAUUAAAUUUAAGCAACAAAAAAUUGUCAUGCUCUGGAAAUUUAACCAGACAAUUCGAAUCCACUAAAAAGUUCACCAAUGAUACUAAUUUAGAAACCUUCCAUUUAAUCAAUUUAGGACAAUUGAUUGAAAAUUCAGAAUACAAUAUCAGAAACUUAUUACAAGAAGUGUACUUUGAUAAAUUGAAGGAUAUCAUCUUGAAAGAUUUAAGAAAUUAUGGUAAUGAUUCAAAUGAGUUAAAUGAAAAACAACAAGAAUUAAUCAAAGGUUUACAAGGUUUAUAG
Yamadazyma jaroonii is the source of this 825-nucleotide messenger RNA. NCBI's taxonomy places the organism in Eukaryota, Fungi, Ascomycota, Pichiomycetes, Serinales, Debaryomycetaceae. The record is from the annotation of a GenBank genome assembly.